This is a messenger RNA of Xyrichtys novacula (pearly razorfish), 33856 nucleotides long. NCBI's taxonomy places the organism in Eukaryota, Metazoa, Chordata, Actinopteri, Labriformes, Labridae. The record is from the annotation of a GenBank genome assembly.
AAUCUGAGCCUGUGACUAAAGCGCCAUCUCUCCGGCUGCACACUUCAGGCUGCGUUUACUCGCUGGCUCUGCAGGGCGCUAAAAGCAACCUCUGCAUUUAAAGCAGUUUUUUCUCCCUCUCUCUCUCUCCCCCUCUUUCUCUCUCUCUCUCUCCCUCUUUCUCUCUCACUCUCGCUCUCUCUCUCUCUCUCGUUGGAUGUCGCUGUGCAGGAAUCAGCAAAAUACACGGAAAACAAACUACCGUGUGCGUUAAAUUUACAGUAGAUGAAUUCUUCUGGAUAUCAGACACUUUGAAGCCCGUUCGCCAAGCAUGAGAUGCAGAAAGAGAGUACGAGAGGAAGGGAGAAGAUAAACAAAAAAACAGAUAAAAGAAAAGAAAACGGAAGCGUACAGGAGCGAAAAUAUAAGCCCCGCAUCGAUUUCCGGAGCUCCUCUACAACAAACACCUGACCUCGACCUCCAUGGACGGUGGAAAAAAACCGGUUUGUUGAAAUGGAGAUACCGAGAUUUUCUCUCAUCAUUCCGUCUCCUCCUCCAGCACGCGCGCUGCCGAGGCUGAUGAUGAUGAUGAUGAUGUUUGCGUAGGAGUAUUGUAUUUUGCGGACGGCAUUAGUACACCAGUCUCUUUACUGUUCAAACAACUCCAGACAAGCGGUGGAUGGACCUGCCUGCUCCAAGCACAAUCCUCAAGAGAAAUAUUUUUACUCAUUAUUGAAGCUUGGCUCGUGUUUUUUCUUUUUCCCCUCUCUUUGGAGUGUUUUCCACAUGUCUUUCUGUGAGUCUGGGAUGUUUUGCACGCGUAUGAAACGGGCUGCGUCCGGAAAAGUAGUGUAAAAGCAAACACUCAGAGAAUAAAAGUGAGCGUUUUUUGCAUUUGCUGUUUUUGAAGGUGAAGUGGUUUAGGCUCCAUCUCUCUUUUUUGGAGCUUUCACUUUCUGCCAACACCGUUUUUUAAAUUAAAUUUAUAAGUACUUCCGUUAUUCAGUGACUGAGGUUAAAAUUGCAACCUGCAGAGGUCGAGACCCUAGCCCCAAGGAGCCACCGCAACCCUAGAUGUGACCCUGUGAAUUUCUCUUAUCUCUGAAGGUAAGACUCUUUUUACUCUUUACUGCAAAAGCUUCUGUGUCCACUGACUUCCAAUGGGAUGCAUCCCAAAGUGGGUUUUUCUUUUCAGCACCAUGGACAGAGUCAGACUUUUCUUACAGCAUUAGAUAAAUCUUGUUUUUCUUCUCCUUAUUUCACCCAGAACAUUCAUAAUUCAUCAAAGCCCACAUUGGCAACAUACAGCACAAAGUACCUUACAUCUCCCAGUUUCUGACAGCUGUAAUUAAACUAUGGGAGAGUUGUGGAUACACAAGCAUCCAGAGAGAUGGAUAAGAAAGAGGCUGAAAACCAGGGAGAGGUUUAUAGUGUUUUGUAUGACAGACCUGCUGGCUGGCUGCUUUGCCACAUGCUAACAAAAAACAGCAUGGCUUGUGAGCCCAAGCUACUGUCACCAACUGUUAGCCAUGGUUACAUCCAAACUGUUUUAUUCCCCAAGAUAUUUUUAAGAAGGGUGGAAAUGCAUUAGGGCUGCGCAGAGUGGAAGCAUUACAAUUGAGUGUGGUUAAAACGAAAGGGAAAUAAUUGAAAAAGGAACCCACAGGGGUGAAACUCACCACCUACUGGGUGCUUUGAAAACAUGGAAGUGGAUAAAGUAAGAAGUAACCAGCUCGAAUGUGAGCCCAUGACUGUGUUGGAGGAUUUUAUGUUUCACUUUCUUCAUUAUUUAUGAUGAUAGAAAGUACAUCCACUCUUUAAAAGUUCGUCCAAAAAAGUAUCUUCUAAUUCCAAAUUCUCAUGUCUCCAAAUCUCUGCAGUGGUUUGGUCUCUUUUUUUAUGCCAAAUUUUUGAUUGCAGACAUGAAAUUGAAGUAAAAGUUUUGCGUCUAUGUGGUUUUUGAUUAAUGCUGUUGUACCGAAGAGUAUGAAACAAAGUUUUACUUCAGUCAAUUUGACAGUACCCCAUAUUUACACUUAAAAUAAAAUAAAAUGUUUAGAUCAUACUGUAUUACGUAAUCCAACCCACUUAACGAACCAACAGCCAAUUACUUUUCCACGUUUGCAGUAAAGAACAACUACCCAACAGGCAGAAGCCUCAUAUAGCAUGUAUAGCAUGUAUAUAACAGACAUUAAUAUUCAGACUAGCCAGCUAAUAUGAAGGUGAGCAAACGCCCCAAAACAGGUCCUCCCAACAGAUGGCCGUCAACAUUCCUGUGCUGGUUACAACGAGUGAUUAUGUACCAGUUCAACCAGACACAUUCUAGAUACAACUUUAUUUCAAUUUUCUUGAUCAAAAACCACUCUACGCUACAAGAUGCUAUUUGUUAUCUGUCCUUGUUUACGUAAGGAUAGUAGAGAAUUACUAGCUAUAGAGCUACAGCCCCAGCUAGUGGCUGGUGACGGCCACAGCUUAGACCUGGUUUAUGACCAGCAUUUCAAGCUUGCAUUUACUACAUAAAAUAAGAAUAUACUUUUUCUUUACUUGUUUAAUCCACCUGUAAUUCUAGUGCCCACAGGUGAGGGUAAAAAUAGUUUGUUUAAUUGACUGAAUGUGCAAAUACAUUCACUGACUGUUUGAAAAUGUUUUGCCAUCGUCCACCAUGUUCGUUUAAACACAGAAAAGUCUGGUUACAUGUGGUUAUAUGUGGCUUGGAGAGUUACAAAAAUGCCCAGGAGGCUUGUGUCGGCACUAAACCUUUACUAAAAUGCCUAAUGCUGGUUUUUCCCUUUAAUAAGGAAAGAUGGUGUGAGAUUGUCCAUGUAGAUUCUCAAUCAUCUAGGUCAUAGUUUUCUUGAAGACUCCAGACUUCUUAUGAUUUCAAGAAAAUGGCUUGAGAUUGCUAACUAACUCAGAGUCAUACCCUGGAGUUCUGUGCUGGGCAUGCUUGUUCAGUGAGCUACAGUUAACGCUCAUGCUCAUGCUGCCUUGUUGCACCAUGGUAACUGGUGAUGCAGACUCCAUAUUACAUCAACUAUCCACCAGCCAGUUGUGAAUUUAAGGUAGCAUAUGAAGUAGCAACUGGCAUUCAAUGCACACAUAUAUAAAUACAGACUGUGAGCCUAUAACAAUGAGAGACAAGGCGGGGCUUCUGUUCCCAUGGUGACUUCCACAGUGACCCUCAGAACAACCUUGGCCCCCAGGGAGAUCAUUCAUACUCCUGCUUGCACACACACACACACACACACCCUAAGAGCGUGACUAUGAGUGACUGUGUGUUUCUUGCCUUCUUGCUGCUUCUGCAGGAGAGAGAAAGAAAGAGAGAGAGAGAGAAACGAGGAGGAGAGCGAGGGAGUUGAAGGACAGGCAGAUGAGUGGGAUGGAGAUGGAGAAGCAAAUUUCAAAGACAGAUGGGUGAUGGAAAAAGAUAAAGAAGGAAGGUGUGGAGAGAAGAACACAUUUAAAAUAGGGAGAGUGAAGGAGAGGGAGAGAGGGAGGAAGGGAAUGGGGUGGCGGAGGUUUAAACACUGGCAGAAGAGUCAAGAGUGAAUGCAAUUACAGAGGCAGCACUUUUGGGCUUUUUUUUUCCUGGGCAUUUAAAGUGUACUCACAUUUCAGUUUAAUUACCUUUAAAAUGCUCUGUUGGGAGGGAGGAUCAUGAUAGAGCCACUGUGGUAGAGAUAAAGAGGAGAAGUGGAGGGAUGGAGACCGGAGGGGGAGGGGGAUAUUGCUGCUCAAUGAUCAUGUUAAACAGUCACCACCCGUUCCCCUUCCUCCACCAUCACCACCCCCCUCAGCAUGCUGAUCUCUCUGUGCUCUCUCCUCUUGCAGCUACACCCCUGACAUGCUCACACAUCACGCUCGCGCGCACAGAUGGGUCCCCGUGCAGACACCAGUGCCGUCUGCACACACAGGGACACACGAGCGCGCACGCACAUGAGCCGCUGGUCAGCUGCCCUCAUCCCAAUGAGUGAUUGUAAAAAUCUGCAGCUCAUUCUGAAGAGUAGAGAAGAGGUGAGGGAGGGAGAAACAGGAAGAGGGUGAGGAGACACAGCAGCAGAGGAACAGCUGUUGAGCGGCCUCCUCUUGUUCUGUCUUUUCCACAGUGGAUUCACUGUCAAUAAGCUUUUACAUUUUAAUCAUUAAAACAGCUUUAAAAAAAUGUUAAUUAGGAAACAGUGCAUCAUCUCAUCUAAGACAUGGUCUCCUCUUUUUUAGGGCCCUAACUGUAAAUAGUCUUACUCAGCAUUUAAUAGCUGGACAUCACAACAUCAUUAGACAUGUCAGAAUUAGGCCAGGGAAAAUUAGCCUUCAGGGAUCAUAGAGGCUGUAAACAAGCUCCUGUUUUUCCAGUUAUUUAAAACGAACCACUUUGUAAUGAUAGAGGUGAACACACCCAACAGAACUCUGUUUGCAGUCAUCAAUUUGGAGUUGAUUUUGGCGGCCCCAAAGUCAUAUUAUCUCUGUACUGAUCCUUGUUAGUAAACACAACUAUUCUUUGAGUCUUUAGGAAUUUGUGUGAAACAUUGCUGGGAAAAUAUGUAUGCGGAUCUCCAAGGAUUCAUGCUGUAAACCACCGAUACAACAAAUAAUGUCAUGGCAGUACUCAGUCUUCCUCCUCGUUGUCUGGUUUGCAUUUGUAGUUUACGAAAUCAGCUUUCACGUACGGACCACUGAAAAUGUUAAUGAAAACCACAUACCUCUCCAAGUAGCUUUUUCACACAUGUUCCUCACAGUGUGAAGCCUCCUCCAUCAGACAAGGAGAGUGGUGUAGGAGUGGAAGUAUGACCAUUGACUAUAGAAUAAGUGGACAUACAACUGUGAUGUAGCUGCUUUGUUUCUGAAGCCGUGUUUUAAAGCAUAUCAGCAGCUGUUGCCAUAUUGGAAAUACCGACUCAACCUAAUGAUUUGAUCCAGAUUUCUUGACCACUCCAUUCUACUUUUCCUAUCAAGCUCUGCUGCCGCUCUGGUUCCACAUCUCAGUAUCAUCAGGUUUAUUAAAAUGAAUCAGGGUUAAAAUUUGUACCUCGUCUUAAAAAUGGAAGGGGGAACAUUUCCUUAAAGCUUUGAACAGCUGGUCUGUCUGUCUGCAUGGCCUGCAGCAUACUGCAUAUAUUAUACACCAUUUGUAAAGUCAGGCGGCACACUCCUCAGCGUGGCUUUUACAUUCUCAUCACGUGAGUGUAACUUGCAACACAUACAGUAAUGUUCAAAAGAGCCAGGGGGGAUUUCUCGCUGCAAACCUCAUGCUCUGGUGCCUGCACGAACAUUAUGGGAGUUUAGAUAUAUCAUGAUAAAUUAGAGACCAAAUGUGAUACAAGCACUGACAUUAGGAAAUAUGUUAAAACAUGAUUUUGGAACACGCAAGCUCAAGAAGGUCAUGGUUUACUACAAGUGUUGAUCACAACAUAAGUGCAGCUAAAAAUGGAGCCUUACAAUAGUAAAAAAUGUUCUAUUCCCUGAUAUUUUAGCUCCUCUGCAUCACCACCACCUUCGUAAAUAUCAUGCAGUAUUUGAGCUGAAAAAAAAGUUGGUUCAAGUACAAUAAAGCCAGAACUUUUGAGCGUAAACCACCCACUCGAGGAACAGAAAAGGCGACGGUAAAAUGUCAGUCUGUAAUAGCCCCGUUGCCAUAGUAACUGAAGGCCGGUUUGUACUUUUACACAUGCUGUCUCUUGAGCACUGACCAUUAACGCUAACAGCUAAGCUAUCAUCAGCACUGAGCUUUAAAACACAUUUCCCUCAAUCACCUUUACAUUAAACUAAGGACUCCCAUCCAUCCUCUCAAGCUCUUAAAGGUGCCCUCUGCUGACUUUUCAUUAUCCUCUCUGCGGCUUUUUUUUUUUUUUAUUCCUGCUCCCUCCUACUUACCAAUCUUCUUCAUGAUCUGUCACUUUACAUCCCAGUCUUUUCUUCCACCCUGUACAUCUCUCCUCUGUUUCUCAAGGUUAAAUCAUGCUAGUCUACCACUGAUUUUGUAUGGACUCAUAGACCUUUUGAUAUGCAGAGAGGACAGUUAGAGCUCUUGUUUGUGUUGAUUCUGGCUCCCCCCCGGCACAUGGGCCAAUGAAAGAUUUGUCCUGCUGUUUUUACACCAGAUACACAACCAGUACCGUAACUCUUCGGGACUCUUUGCUGAGGAAAAUGUAAAAAAUAAAAAAAUAAAAAAGCUAACUUAGCAGAAGUAUUAAUUUGUCUCAGUCUUAGGGCCUGCUCUACUGAAGGUUUGCGUGUGCAAAAACUUGAUAGCGCACUAACCACUGAGGUGCACUGAGGAUUGGGUCUAUCAAAUGAGCAAUCCAUGUAGCGUGUUUGCCUUUAUGGAUAUGCAGAUUGUAUGUAGAUCAUCGGACUGUGCAAAAUUCUGGGAGGAUCAGAUGCAAAUGGAAUCAUUUAGCGCUCGCAAUGUGAUUUAUCAAACCCGGAAACCGAUUGCAGUCGCUGUUUUGCGUCUAUAUUUAGUAAGUUUGAAAGGCACGUGCAAACUGGCACAGCGUUACGCACAAAUGGCUGCAGUCUUUGCGGGGAAGGAGGCAAAAGUGCAAAAGCGUUUUUCUAGUAAAUGACGGUUUUGAUAAAUAAUUAGGUCAAACACGGAACAGUCGCUAAAAUUUAUCUCUUUGUCAUAUUGAUUUUAAAUUGUUUGUAUCCCUUUUUAAUUUUUUAAAUAUAUUUUCUUGCAUCUGUAAAGCACUUUGAAUUGCCUUGUGUAUAAAUGGUGCUAUACAAGUAAACUUCCCUUGCCCUUUAUGCAGUUGCUGGCUUCCCCAAAAUGAUAGGUGCAACUCCAUGGCUUCAAAUUUCAUUUUUUGGCUACAACCAAUUCGCUCUUACAAACUCUCCAUGGUGACAGCUGAUAGCGCAGGCAAAAUCCUAGUUUAAAGAGAGGCACUUUUGGGCCUGUUAUCAACUGUGCACGCAAUGAUAGUAGAUAACCUGCAACAAGCUCACAAAUAGCACGUGCAAUUUUUUAGUUUGCACGCGCAAGUUAGCGUUUGCUAUUUGGGAUCUUAGUAGAUCAGGUACUAAGUCUUUAGACAAAAGUCCCUGUUAGUUUUUGUAACAUUUUUUAGUCUUUUUUGCCCCCUACAGUUUCAGUCUAGUUUGGUGUAGUAAACAUCAUAACAUUUUUGAUCAAGAAAUUUCCAUCGAGGCUGAUUCACGUGUAAUUUCAAUCUCUUUAUACUUUCAAACAUUAAAUGCCUUAAUUUCUUUCCUUGGUUGGAUAGUUCAGCUGAAACUCUCCCACAAUACAUUGUCACUGUGCUGUGCCUGCUCAUCUAUGAGUGUAAAAAAAAAAGGUGAUUUCAUGAAAUAUUUACAUCGGCCACUAUGGAUAUGCUUAUUUUCCAACACUUUAAGUAGGCUGUCAGUUCACCAAGCCUUCAGCUGCAGCAUCAUCAUGAUUUAUAAAACAUCUCUCUUAGAAUUUUCUCCAUCAUGUUGCAAAAUUAGAAAAAACAAGGCUUCACAUGGGAUUUUAAAGUUUGCAGAGGCAAGAAGAACGCCUAUAAUUUUAGACCGACACAACCCAAGUAUAGCUGUUGAGGCUGUGCUCGACAGGCAUAGGGAAAAUAAUGAAUAAUAGAAAUGAGAAAGACGCACAGAUGCAGUUACAAUUUGUACCCCAGGCACACUUGUUGCAGAUAAGUGACAAAUCUAACUCUACACCUUCAACUAAAUCAGCCAGUUACAGGAAAGCACUGCUCAAAUCUUGACGGACAGAUUGGACUCUGUGGGAGAAAUAUGGAUUUUGAAAGUCAGGGAGCCCAGCACUUAAAUUUAAAUCUCAUCUCAUGAAUGGAAACUAAACCAACAUCUGUAAGAGUUAUUAUGAUCAGUGAUGUAUUUACUGAUCCCAGUCUCAAUGAGGUUGGGUCGUUGUGUAAAACAUGAAUAAAAAACUGAAUUCAAUGCAUUUGUGAAUCAUUUUUGACCUAUACUCAACUAAAAAUACUACAGAGACAAGAUAUAUAUUAUUAUUAUUUUUUGCAAAUAUUCACUUAUAUUUCUGAAUUUGAUGCCAGCAACGACAUAAAGCAAAGUUAUAAAAUUAACAAAAAAAGUGCAAAGUUGCAUGCUUUUAACAGCUACCUAGACAUGGAUUGUACCAGUUUGCUCAUGACAGGAAAAAAAUGAUGGUUCUUUUACAGCAACAGGCGGCCCAUGCUGCAUGAAAAUCAACAUUCAGUUUAGUGGUUUGAAGAAACACGUGUUUUUCAAGUUUGAGUGGGUAGCUCAGAAGGGAGAUGAGGCCAAAAGAGAGUUAAGUUUGACAUUUAUGGUUUUACAGACAUGUGGGUGCAAGGAACACAACUCCAAGAAGUGGUAUUUUUCUGAUCGCAUUUUUGUGCCUCUCUGGGCACCGUAUUUGGAGAGAAAAGGCAAGACUGUGUUGCAGGCAGUGACCUCCCCAAUGCUCUCAUAACAUUAGUUUUGCCACGGACCAGGCAGAUUUACAUGGACUUACCUGUAAAAACCACUUUAAAUCUGGUUUCAGUGGAACAAUUCUGUGAGCUUAGAGUUACAGUGAAACAGAGCAAGUCAGCAAGCUCUGGAUCUGGUCCUGGUUUGUGAAGCAGAAAAAGUGCUCAAGUGCUUCCCCAGACUGUUAAGUGAUCAAGCGAGUCCCCUAAUCUGCACGCAUCUUCCCCUUUAAGUGCGUUUUACCACAUGCCACAGCUGUGUGAUGAUUUUAUCAGCCAGUAAUGUCUGUUCUUUGACUCUUCUGAGUUGUGUAACUUUGUAAACACCAAAUACACUUUUGAAUAUGCAAAUCAAUCAUUCUGCAAUCUGCGCGUUGAAGCUGCUGUCUUUGCUUGUGGGUGGCUCUGCAGUUCAAAACCGUGUUCACAAAUCUGAGAGGCAUGCUUGUGCUCCCUUAAGACUGAGAACAGACAAAGGAGGCAAAAGUUAAUGAAAAGAGCGCCUAAACAGAGAGACAGAACGGCUACAGGGGAAGAUACAGCAAGGGAGCAGGUGGAGGAAAGCCAAAAGGAGGCGAAGAUGACAAAAAAAAGUGAAUGACAUGACUGGCAGUGUGCCGAGAAUUUUGAUGUGGUUAUAAAAAGAUGAAGGAGAGCAGUAGAGCAGAGCAGGUGCACAGCUGGCUUCACAGAAAGCUUUUAGGGAAGAAAAGCAAAGACAAAAAGACUCUAAAACACAAGCAGCUGCGAGCUAAUUUAGCCUACAGUUCACCACAAACACCUCCUUUUUCAUACGAAUGAACACAUAAAAACAUUUGACGUUGGCUGCGGACAAACACUCUGAGCUAAUUCAGCUGCAAACAACCCUCUGUUUAGCAGGAUGUUAGCAUUAACAGCAGCAGCAGUCGGGGUUAUGUUGCGGUGAGCGCUGAGCUAACCAGGUUAUGCUGCUGUAAUAUGACUUGACCUUCACAACACCACCUCUUGUUUCACUACAUUUAUCCUGGCAUCUGGCCAAAGCGUGUGUGUGUUUUUGCGUGUGUGCCUGGCGAAAGCGCAAGUUCGUAUCCCCUCAGGUAUCGUACGGGGCUUUUAAACGCACACAUUUAGAUUAAAGAUCACAUGAAAUAUCCAUUAUCCAGAAUGAGGACAUUACGGCUGAUCAGGUUAUGUGUCCUUGACUUAGACUCUCACUCAGUCUGCAAACACAACCUAACUCUGCAACCUUAUCUCCUCCAACACAUCUUUUUAUUCCUUAAUUGAAAGAGUAACCAAAGGGGACGGUUUUGCAACAUGAAAAGACUUUCUGUGUGGGCUCUAAAUGAACUCUUGAAAUAUCCAUCAAGGACUGCAGAUAAUUCAGAGUGUUAAUUAAAAAUUAUAAGGUACAGGUUUCCUUUCAGUCCACUAAUGCUACAUUUCUUGUCUCGGCAAAUGUAGGUGUAUUUUUUCCUAUUUGCAGUGAAAGUGUGUUUGACAGCUCACAGACAGUAACACACAGGGGGUGGAGGGGGGUGGCCAUGCAUGAGAACUGUAAACAGCAGGCGGUUGGUGCGCAUAAUAGCAAACAAGAUAGAGUAUGAAAGCCAACAUUACCUGUGAGCUGUGAGGAGACUUCCUGCAGAUACAGGCUAUUUUUCUUUUUCUUUUUUUUUUUUGGAUUGAACAAAAUGGUGUUGAAUCUGGUUUUGAAUGUUAGGGAGGCUGUGACGUUUGCAGACAAACAAAAAAAUGCAUUAGAAGUAUUUCAAUGCCUUUAUGUGUGUGGACUUAGUCUGAAACAGAGAUAACUACUGCAUAUCCAAAUCAAGUAUUUGAAGUGAAUCUGCAGCAUUAACAACCCUUCCCUUAUACAAAUGUUAAAUGUUUAUACCAAAACUCAGAAAGGUGCAAAACCAUGCUAUCAGGGCUGAUAUCAGUUUUUGCAAUGGCUGAUGCCGAUACUGACCGCGGGUUGGCUGAUAUACAAUAGUGAUAUAACACAUCUGUUGUUGCUGUAGUUUGCAUUUGAAAAAUGUACUUUCAUUUCAGGUCCAAAUGAAUAUACUACUGAAUCUUGAGAAAAUAUUCUGUACUUUACUUUGUGGGAAAAAAAGCAACUUUUUAAGUGGGUGUUCUACACAUGUGCUCCUCCUAAGCUUCUCUGCUUGUACUUCGGUUGAUUCCUCAGUAAGGUACUGACAGACAUCUCCUGUGUGUAAAACACUUACUAUUGAUUUGUACCUCAUAUGACCCCUCUUUAAGAAAUUGAACUGUCCUUGUAAAAUGUCAUGUUUUGCAGCAGGAUAAACAUGAUUUUAGCCGAGUACAAAAAACAGCUGCGGUUUUUAUACCUCAUUGGUAGUCAAAACUGUAUAAGGAUACAUUUUUUCAUGGUAGUUUCUAAUGUUUAAAAGCUACGAGUUAUGCAUAAUUAGGCAUAAGUAGGGGCUGAUUUGACUGAUGGUUCAGUUGGAGUGAUUGUGGCCUUUAGAUAUUAAUAAGUGACAUUUUCUUUUUUUUUUAAACCUUUAUUAAACCAAAUUAGUCCCAUUAAGAUCAGGAUCUCAUUUACAAGGGCGGCCUGGCAAGAGCUCAGCAGCACAUAAUAAACACAAAUUCAAGAAGGAUUAAAUCAAUAAAUUACAACCAUUAAAAUAUAUUUAAAAAUCCAACAGUAUUAAAAUGAAAGUGCAACAGUCUUGAGGAUAGAAAGUAUUUAAAUAGGAGUCUUGCUACCUGCAGCUGUAUCCUGUCGGGCUCUGAAGUAGUUUAGCUGGUAGAGCAGGUGCUCCGUGUACAGGUUGUGUAUCUCAGGUUGUCCUUUCAAAUAAAAGAAAAAUACCCAAGAUUUAAUCUUAAAGAGGUUUUACAGAGUCUAUGAAUAAUACAGGAUAUGAUCCCUAUUUAAUCUCAUUUUUAUGAGCUUUCUUGCAGUGUGCACAGAUAUGUACUCACAGUGCACAUUAGACACAUUAUUGGCAGCUUUAGCUGAUGGCAUAUGCAGAAACACAUUUAGCCAAAAAUGAUGCUAUAUAAUGACGCUCACCAGUGCCCGGCUGAAACAUGUCUGUGUGGGGGUGUAAAUCAGUGAAUGCUAACAUGCAGUUUCCGGCGCUCCAGGCAGUUGAGAAACUUUGAAUACUCUGUGUGCUGUGAGAGUAGUACAUCACCAUUUAAAUCCAUGUGAACUACUGUUGCUGAGGGGGGAAAAGCCAAGUAAGAAAAAAGUCUAAAACUGGAAGGAUCUCAUUGUUAAGUGUCAAGGAGCAAAUGUAAUUUAAUGGUGUCUUAUCAAAUUCAGAGCGAGGAAAAGAAAUUCAAUUUAUUUGAGGUCAGUGUAUUACCCUGAACAGAGCAUGUAGCCAGAGGGAAGGCUUAUAUAUGUGUGCGCAUGUGUGUGCCUGCAUGUUUGGCAGCAAUAUAUUAAUCUGUCAUUGGGCCAGAGUCAGCAUGGUGUUAUCUGCUUGCAUGGCUAACAUGGUUGGUGGUUUUUCCCACCAGGAAGUCCUCGUGGAGCUUAGUGUGUCAUAACAAACCACUUUCUCUGUCAGUGCGAUUUCUCGGGCCCGGACUUGACUGACAUUGAACUCAUAAACCAGGAGUGAGCCAGUGGCAGCAGGCAGUAGCUACUACUUUACAGCUAUUACCCAGUGUGGAGCUAAAAUCAAAUAACGUAGACACACCUGCGGUACAUGCACAGUAGUCACGCAGAGAUUUCACCCUGCUAAGGGUAAACAUGCUGAGAUUUGGUUUGUUUCUUGCUUCCAUUAUUGUUCUUUUUAUUAUCCAAUAUAACAAAACAAACUGAGCAGACAGUUUGCAUUAAUAUCUCUUUCUCAGCAGACUGAUAUUCUGUCGGAAGCAGCAGUUUACUUUCACAGGGCCCUUGCCGGCGUCAAGUAAUGGCUCAGCUUUUGUCUGUUGUACUUAUGCAGCACUGAGCAGAAACAGAGCAGUUUGUUGUUAGAGGAAAGUUGCCUGAGAUUUGUGGCGUGUGUGUGAAAUAAAGACUAAAUGUGUGUGUUAAAAAGAGAUCUAGUCAGCAAUGUGAGUUAAAAAUGUCAGAGUAUAAAGCCGACAUAUGAACACAAGCUACAAGCUAACUUCAACCUUACUGCCCUACCUGUACAAUGGACAUGAAAAUACCUUACACCACAACAAACUUUGAGCUAAAAUGGGAACUUGUUGAUGUAAGUACCCAUGGAUUUUCACUUUUUAGUUAAUAGUUUCUGGUUUUGUUGUGAUACGAAGUUACUGUUACCCUUUGUAAUAUAAAUGGAAAUACCUUAGGUCGUGUUCACACCUACAGGUCUGUUUCCUGAUUCGAAUCCAAGGCAAGACGAUACAUCUUCAGAAAACUGGACCGAAAGUCACAUGAACGCAAAUAUCGUUUGGUUAUUAGUCAUUAGUUUAUGCGAGGAUACAAACCCCGCUCUGCUGUCUUCGCCUGUCAUGGAGCAUCGUAGGCUGAUUUUGCUUUUGCUACUCAUCUGGAGCGCGCAUCAAUUGACGCUAGUCGAUCGCGCAUAUGAACUGCUCGUUAGCCAGCGAGCAGGAACUGCGGCAUUAAUUAAUACAUUCCGGAGUAGACGUGGUGUAAACAACAGACGGAUAAAGACGAGAUGGCAACAGGCAUUAAUGAGAGCCUAUCAUGAUAUGUGUGCGGUGCGUUUCCUGUGAUUGGUGUGGAUGACGUUCACACCAGAAAUGAACCGCUCCAGAGUUCACUUGAUAGCGGUCCGAGACCACCUCUUCAGGCGGACCAGAGUUCGAGGUCAGCGUUCACACCGACCCAAACAAACAGCACCAAGGGGGUAAACGCUCCAGGGUUCGGUCUAAACAAGGUGGUGUGAAUGCGCCUUUAGACUACAAGUAUUCUGCUAGCACUACUGUAAAAGAUGAGUUCACCACCUCGACUGAACUUAGUUUCUUUGUUAAAGUUUGUUAUUCUGGUCUGAGAUAGACUCCACUCACUUGUGUUAAAUUGCAGCUUCAGAGUUAUGGAGCUUCACAAUUCAAAAGCUGUAAAAAAAAGGUUAAAUGUUUUGUUUUUAAGCAGCAAACUCUGACUUUCAGUAAAAUUUAAAUUUAAGAAGCAGACAUAGUGAAACAGACGGUACUGUGAUUUCACUGUAAUGGUGCUGUGUUGGUCCAUCUUGAAAAUCAAAGUGCAAAAAUCUGCACUCAGCUUUGUCUCACCGACAGUAUGACCCGUGCAUUUAUACAGAAACUUGUGGAUAUAUAAACCUGUUUUUAUUCAAUAUGAUGUUAAUAUUGCUACCUUACUAUGUGCAUCUAAUGGACUUUGAUGCUCCAAGCUGACUCUCAUAAAUCCUGUGGCACCGAGCCAGCGCUGAGGCUCUGUGGCCGACCACUGGCUGUAGUUUUUGUGCCCUGACUGAUGCCAGCAGUGUUGGCAUCAGUCAGGGCUCAUGAGAGGCUCACUGAGCCUGUUGAAUCAGCAGCAGAGUCAGACGCUGAGAUACUGUACACAUUGCAAAGACAUUGUUGAGGUAAAACGUCUCUGACUCUCACACCUGUUGCAGCCACGGACACCAAAUGUAUCGAGAUUUCUGGUAAAUAUUGCUUCCAUAAGAGUGUACCCUGUAAAAUACAAUAAUGAUUUAAAAGGAUAAAAUCUGCGAAAUUUCAAAACAGCUUUGGCACUUACCCUAUCGAAACCUUUUAGACACCCUGUUUUUUUCUUAUAUUUCCAUGACAACAGCAUAGUGCUCGAAGAGCAUCUUUAUACCACUUGAAUCACUGAGAUUCAAGGCGAAGGACUGCUCUUCGAUCCAUCAACUGUGAAGUUCAAAGGACUGUAAUGUCUGCCGGCCAACUUCAGCUCCUGCUGCUGCAAAGAUUAUAGCCUGUCACACACAGGCUAGUGGUAUUAUUUGCACAGUGGAGGGCAGAGCAUAGUGUGGCAGAGGGGAGGAGCAGGAAGUGCAGUGGCAGACUGACACAGUGUGAUUAAGUGCAAUUAUUUUGACAUGAUUUGAAAGUGAAAGCUCAUUUUUGGUAGCUGUUCAGGGAAAACUGUGUGCUGAUAGACUGACAAGUGGUUUCAAUAAUUUUUGGCAGAUUUUAUCUACAGUUUAAAAUUAACUUAUUUAGAAAAACAGGCGUUACUGUCAUUGUUUAUUCAUAGAUCAAGAGGAGAUCCUUAAAGAAAUAGUUAGAUAAAUGACAUUUUAGUGCUCCUGAAUGCAGGUGACGGUUACUGCAGCUGCCAUAUAAUUUAUGUAAGCUGGAGAACAUUCAUCAUAAAAGAGAUUAAUGCUACACAGUCAAAGGAAACUACCACUUUGGAAGAACUGCUGUGGUUAACAAAGAGGAUCAAAUUACAUUUAGAUAUCCCCCAAAUGUGUCUCAUUGUCCGAACCAUUACAGAGCAAAAUGGCUCUUUGAAUGCUGUGAACAAAUUUAAAACAAAUUUGAUUAAAGUGCAAACGUCUGCACAACCUGCUGUUGCAAAAGCUGUUUUAGGAAGUUUUAUUGCAGUUUGUUUUAGUUUUAAGCCUCAAACAAGGUAGACAAUGCACGUCCUCCCUCUCUUUCUCUAUCUCCCCAAAUUCCACUCUGUCCUAUCAUUAAAAGGCAAAAAUCGCCUAAAAAAAUAACAAUAAAAAAAAAAAACAAAAGGCAGAAAAAAAGGAGGGGAAAUAGUCAACUGGCUUGGUCUUUUAAAACCUUUUAAUCUUUAACAAUUUGUCACAGAAAAGGUUUUUUAGUAGAAACGGAUGAGUUGGGGCUGAGGUGGUCUGGACAGUCAAAAACUGCAGGGGUUGAAAUAUUGAGUUGGGGCAGGUUUCUCAGGGAUUUUUUAGGUUUAGGAGUGAGGGGGUCAGGCAGGCUUAUACAUAUGCAAAGGUAAUUGCAAGUGAAUCUGCUCUGUUGCCACCACUGCAUGCAAAACGCAUCUAAAGUUACAGCAGUGCUUCCUACAUCAGCAUGCAAUCUGAACUGAAUGACUAAGCAAGGUCAUGCAGAUGGAUGAGGGACAUUUAGCGAGCUGUAUAAUUAAAUGAAGGGACCCCCCGGUCACCAUUAUGUGUUUUUCUGUCUUUUUGCUGAGAUAGGCACACUUGCCAGGAGACUUUUUUAUUAAACAUCAUUCAUGGGAGGCAUUAAUUACAGAAAUGUUGCCCUCUUAGUGCAAGAACAUGAGAGAUAAAAUCUAUUCAUGGUUUCCAGUUAUCUCUGCACUCCAAAACUGAAAUCUGUCUUGUCUUCAUCCACAGCUCUAAAUCUCCCUCAUAUCUCUCUCUCUUUCUCUGACAGCCUUUGGGAUUUCCUGGGAAAGGUCAGACUUGGGGUUAGCUAAGCUGCUAAAUAUGUUCCAGUAGAUGGAUGAGGAUAGAGAGGCUUACCUGAGGCUACCUCUGUGUUGUCAUUUUUUUCUGAGAGACAGUGGCAGGGACACAAAGAAACGGUGGGAAAACAAAUUUCGGUGUGCAUGGUGAAAUUUGAUGCUGCAGUCAGGGUCGGAGCAGUUUGACAGGUUAAUAUUAUGAUAAGGCUUAAGGAGGAAUUUGUGAGCUGAUUUCAGCGUGUGUACCUAAGACUAGCUGCACUGAAGAGGAGGGUCUGUGACGGUUUUGUGGGUCUACGUUGCUGCAUGCAUGCGAGGCUUAAUGCAGAUUAAAAACCACGAAAAUAAACACUAAGUCAAAGCAAUGAUACACCAUCGGAUCACAGCUAAAGCUCACUUUCUAAUUCAUCUUCUGCAUCAUGUAAAUGUUUAGUGAAGUCAUUUCCUCCUUCCUUGGGUACAUUUACACAUGCACAUCGGCUUCCAUUUCGUUUACAUUAUAAUCUGUGUGAGCACGUUAACAUUUCUUGUGUUCUCAGUUGCACAUUUGUAACGAUAAUUUUCCCUCAUUGAUGAGUGCAGAUUGAUGAUAUAAUAACGGAGAUUACCAGAGGAAAUCUGAAAAGAAACAGUUCAAACAUCCGUUACUAUUAUGAACCGAUCGAUCAGUUGGUUGUCUAGUUGAUUGGACAAUCAGUUACCAUGGCUACCACUUGUCCUAUCCUUGAUCUCAGAGCUUCAGCGUGAUGAACAGGUCACUUAAGAUGAUGAGUUUCAUUAUUUUACAUUUACAGGACAUAAUGUGUUGUGUAGUUUGAUAAAUUGAUAUGAGUUUAGUAUAUGUUUACAUUUGUAUACCAUGUGUCAUCACUAUUGGUGCACAGAGUCUGUCUUCUAAGAGGUAGGGAUGCACAAGAUAUGUAAGGAAAAUGCAUAAUGAUUCAUUAGGUAUGCAAAUUAGAAUCCGGACAGGGUGAGACUAGACCUGAUGUGAAGAUUUCACCUAGCAGUGUAUUACGAACUGACUCUUGUUGCCGAUGCUUUGCAGAUAUAUCCCUAACUGCACUGUGUGAUUUGAUCUUCACAUUUUUACAGUCUGACACUGACAUGAUCAGAGUUUUACAACAGCAAUUUCGUCUUGUCUAUGUGUACAAACAGAAGUGGCUUUUGUAAGAGCUGGUAAAGAUAUGUAUGAGCCGUAUGCUCACAGAAUCUUUGCAUUUCUUAUCCUCAGCUGUGCAAUAACUACACAGCAAAAAAAGCACAAAAGUAAAUAAAUAAAUAAAUAAUGGGACUAUUCCUUUAAAGCUGCAAAGCUGCAUUCACAGGAAUGUCACAGCAGGACAAGUUGAGCUCUGAAGAAACAAUAAUGAGAUGAACAAAUAGGAUCACAGUGAUGCUUCUUUACUUUCAUGAUGGUGCAUAUAUUUCGUGUAAUACACAUCAGUAAGUAAUGGUGGAUGGGAUGAAAAGUGCAUAAUGUGAAUUUAAAUUCUUUUUAAUUUCCUCUGAUUUGAUAACACACACUGUGGGAGGGAGCUAUUCAGGCUGUCAAACUUUUGGCAAGUUUAAUUCUUUGCGAUUGCACAGUUCAUUAAAAAGUAGACAAAGACAAAUUGAGUGGAAAAAGCUGUCAUGUAGAGAAUCAUCAAGCAUCCCACUGAGCAUUAACUGGACUUGUAAUGUUUAAAUUCAGUUAAAAAAUGUAAAUUUGAGUCAAAAUGUUCUAUCAUUUUUCAGCCAACUAAAAUUACUACAUCAAUGUGCAAGAGAGCACAUUUCUCUCAUAAUGUGGAAGACAGAAAGGGUAAUGGUGACAGUAUUUCUUCAAAGUAAUUUCUCAGUGGUAGUUUAAAUCCUCUAUAUGCUAAGAAGUACUUUAAGAGCAUUUUAUUUUUAAUGCAAAAUCUUUCAUCUAGUGCUUCAUGGUUGGUUUAAUUUUAACAAGAAACUUCUGACAUAUUAAAGGGAGCAGUUUGAUUUCUUACAGAGGAGGAACUAAGACAGCUAGCUUACAAUAGCAUCUGCAGCAAAUUGACGUACCUUGGUUGUGAGCAGCUGCACAAAAAUCACUGUUGUAUAUGUGUGAAUAUGGGAUCAUUCUUGUGAAAGAAACAGAUUUCAAGUUAAAUCUCAGUUAAACAUACUAUCAACAUACCGCUAUCUCCACUUUGCUCACAAAGACAUUUUACGUUUUCAUGUUUUAAGGAACAAAUAUCAAUCUGCAAUGUUAGAUGUCUAAACUGAAUGCAUUAAAUGAGGACAAAGUUUCCAAUUGUUAGGUAUACAUGAGUUGGAGUAAUUCAAGGAUGAGACUGAAGGCAGCUCUGAUCAGCUCUGAAACAUGAACCACCUGCUCUGUGCUUGUUGUUUCCUUUUAAACUUUCCAGACCACAUUCAGAGUUGAAAUUGAGUACCUAUAUUUUGUAAUUUUACAUUUCAAAUAAAGGUUCAUUGGUUAACUCAAUGACAUUGACUUUGUCGCCUGGUAACAGUGUGAGAAGCUUCUGGAGAGUUGGCCUGUCACAAGCAGGUGGGUUCAAAAGGACGGGGGGCUUUAAGUGACAGUAGCUUCAAUGAGGUCACUCAGACAGAAGAUGAAAAGAGAGUUUUUAAAAACACCAGCUGUAAAUAAAGAAUUUUCAGCUCUUGUGAGCUCUUGUGGAGGUCUUAAAGGGACAAUAUUAAGCCUGAAAUGAUCAUAUUAGUCUCUCUUUAAACAAGCUUACAGGAUCUUAUUAAACUGACUGCAACUCGUCUAUGUUAACUCAGGUAACAGAGAAGUAAAAACAGGGAAUCAGGGUUAAACAAUCGUGUGUCUCAUUGUUUUGAGACUGGAACACUCAAAUAAGAAGUAACAGAAUUCUGUUUCAUCUCUAACCCGGGAUUUCCACCGCAUUCGGAAUGGCUCCGAUCUGGAAUGGCAGCGAUUUUCGCCGUACACCAGUUCCUACCGGAUUUGUUUGUGAGGAGAAUUUCGUGGCAGAUUACAAACUGCAGGAAUCGCAAGAACUCACAAGAACCCGCGGAUUCACAUGCAAUCGCAAGAUAACAAGUUGUCUUUAGCCACAUAGGCUAACCAUAUAAGCAGUAGAUUGUGUCCUUCCAGAGGAGGAAAUAUACUUCUAGUUUAUUGAAUCAGCAUCCUCUCAUCUAUGGUGUCACUGGGAUGAAAUGCUGUCUACAAACCUUUCACUUGUUUGUCCCGCCUGUUUGCGUGGUGGGAAAUUUGAUCUGCCUGAAACACGGAGUGUUUUAUUUUGAAAAGAAGCCGGAUGUUUGUUUUGUGUUUGUCCCCGACUUCCUUUCCAGCACAGGUUAAACUGUGCUGAAUUUGUCCGGCAUGCUCCAGCGUCCGGACAAAAUAGAACUCUUGCGAUCAGCUACGAUCGUCAGAUACGGCCUUUUCAUAGCCGUUCCAGAUGCGACUUGUUUCACAUGCUGUUGUGUCACUGAGUGUAAAAAAACCCAAACGUUGAAGAGGCAUCUGUAUUCUCAUUCAGUUUAGAGCAAUAAAUCAAAGGAUAGCCUCUCAAACUGUGAACAUUUCCCCUAAAAGCUGCACAGCUGCAUUAAAAGUGUGACACAGCAGGUCAGGGUGAGCUCCAAGAAAGAGUAAUGAGGUGAACAAAUGGGAUCACCGUGGUGCUCUACCAUUUACUUGCUAGUGCAUAUAUUGUGCAACACACCUCAGUAAAUGAUGGCAAAUGAGACGGCUGUUGCAUAAUGAAAAUCUGAUUUAUUUUUAAUAUCCUAGAAUAAGAUUAUUCGCUCUGUAGCUGGAAGUUAUGUAGGUAGAGAGAUAACUGAGAAUAGUCUUUGAUUGCUCAGUUAAUUGAGAGUCAACAAAGACAUAUUGAAGACAAACAGAGGUAAUCAAACUGGUUUUGUGAAACUUGUUGAGGCACAGGUCGUUGUGUCUUUCUUUUAUUAAUGAUGAUUUAAUAAUCCUCGCUCUGUUACGAAGGCAGUUGAAUAGCAUGGGAGCAAUUUUGGGGCAUAGAAAAAUGAGCACUGUUUAGACCUCUUCCACCAAACGUCUAAUAAAUUUCAGGGCUUUUUGGCUUUUGUGAUUCCUCCAGAGGACCCUGUAUGUGUGUAUGCUCUGUGUCUUUGUAUAUGGCUGCAAAUAUACGACUGAAAUCCCCUUUUGACAGGGACAGCUGUAAUGGAGCUCUUUCCAUUGUUCUCAGGGCAUGUUAUUGUCUCUUGUGUAUUUCUCGAACCAGCCACCUCCUGUGUGCUUGUACCCCAUUCAGCUGAGAGCCUGUCAACAGCCAUUAUUCCAAGCAAGACCUCUGCUGUGAUCCCUGCCAUGUUUCAUCAAAGCGUGGCAAUUUAUUCCAAAGCCCACUGUCUGAGCAUGUUAGCUACUACUAAAAUUAUUGCAUGUGAGUGUUUGUGUGUUUGUGUGUGUGUGUGCGUGUGUGUAUGCCUGCUAUCUGUCUUUUCCCCCCCUAACCUCUUGUCAUUCCUGAGGAGGAAUACCAGCCGAAAGAAGCUGAGCCAACAAGUUUGCCUUUCCCUGGUGCUAUUUCACAAUGGAGUCAGGGUUGCAUGUUUGUGUAUGUGUGCAGUUAAAUAAUUAACACUGUCCGUCGCCUUGCUGCAGCUCAUUCCUCACACACUAUUCUGAUUAAAGGAGCUGGUGGAGAUGCACACCGCCUGCUGACUCUGUAUAGUGACUAAUGCAUGUACAUGAUAGUGUGUGUGUACUUGUUAUUGACUCAGGACUGGAGUAUGUUUACAUUUGUGUGUAUGCAGGAUAAUGACUUAUCCUGCAUUAUUUGUGUUUGGUUUUUGCAAACAUCUUUCAUAUGCUUAUGAGUUUUUUUCAAGUGAGUAAAGCGAAGGCCUUUUUGAGUUUAUAUUGGCGAUAAUAAUGAAUAGGUGGUUAUGCAAGCUAGAAACCCAAAAGGGGUUUUGCCGUUUGAGGUAUAGCCUCCAUAUAGGAGAGAGUGGGGUAAGUUGAGCCACCCCCUGUUUCUUGGAAAUGGUAAAAGAAAUUGAUCAUGUGACCAAAUACUUAGGAGACUGGCAUCAAUUCAUGGAGUCUGUGAAGGUUAGAAGCACAUGGGUGAAGGGGUUAGAGAUUUAUUUCCAAAUAAAACAUUUUUUUACGCUUGAAAGUGAGUUUAGUCUGUCAUACGUUUUAUGAAAAUUGUGUUCAGACCAAAAAAGAUCAUUUUAAAUUUGUUUUAUACAUCAAUUGUAGUAUCUUUGAGCUACAUCAUGAGGUCAAAAAUCUAGCAUAAAAGUCCACCAUUUUAGCUUAGAGGACUAAUAAAGUAAUAAUAGUAGUUCAGCGGUAAGUUGAUCCAUUUGGCCAGGGGUUAACUGAGCAAGUGUAAAAUGGCUUUUUACACAACAGCUUUUCAGCAGUUAUAUGCAAUAAUAAUGAAGAGAAUCAUUGUACCAGUUGAAUUGUGUAUAAUAGAUAAAAAUACACAUGAAUGUGAAGAAGUGACUGUUAUUUAGGGAGAGAGAACGUGAGGGAGGGCUGGGGUGCCCCGCUCCUAUGGUCAACUUACCCCACUUUAGAGCUCCUAUGGUCAACUUACCCCAUACACAGGGUGUGUUGACCAUAGGAGACCACUUUUUUUGGCAUGCUAUAUUAUCAAGACAGUUAUGUUUACACUCAUUCUGUUGGUUUGCAGGGAUGCACAACAUCUUGAAAUAUACGCAGAUACACUAGUUAGAGACAAAACUAUGAUUGUCUUGAUAUAGUGAUUAGAAAUAUGAAAAAUGGCUCAUCUUACCCCACUUUCCCUGGUGUGGUGUGGAUAGACUGUUUGGUCAUUGGUGCCCCAGACAUACGAAACAGACUAAAUAGUUACUACUAAGGGAAACAGAAGUUCCAUGGUAUAACUUUCAGAAUCCAGAAAAAGUAAGCGCCAGCAAGAAAUACCCUUAGAGGCCGGGGGUCUGCCAACGCAAAAAUGUUGAUAGUGGACACAGGCCCCAAAUACUCUCUUGUCAGACUUGUUUGGAUUCACAUACCAUGAAUCAUAUCAGCAAUAUACUGGCUCUUAACUUUGACAGAGUAAUAUUAAGAAGUAUGACUUAUCUAAAUCACAAAGUAGACCUGGGGGUCUUCUGUAUAUCUGUAACACACACCUUUUCUAUCCCUUUAUAAUUUGACCUCAAGGGUGCAUUUAGAGUAUUACACUGCAGCUGCCCACUGUACUUUCCGGUAUCUCAUAAAAGGACCUUUUAGAAACAAUAACUGAGAGGAAACAAUGACAUGAAGUGAGUUAGCAAGCAUACCCGUGAGCGCAAAAUGGAGUUUGAACAAUAAAAAAACAGGGUGAAAUCGGGUUAGAACAUCUAAAAGAUCACAUGAACCCGCUUUAAAACCAAAACAAUGACAGAGAGAUGCUAACGCACCGCUCUGGGCUAAGGGGAACUGCAGAGUUGCGUAACAAUUCUCUGUGGGUUUGUCAUCAUGAAUGACCCUUUUCAUGCAACACAUUGUCAUCAGUCCCUUCAUGAGCAUAAAUAUAUUGAUUGUUGUAGCUCUUUCUUAUAAGUCUGCUGUGCGUAACACCAGCUUCAUCUCAAUGUCAGACACACCCAGGAGACUCAAACUUUUAUUUGUCUUUUCUCGAUGUUGAAAAUGUCACAAAACCGAGCACAUUUCCCUGCUCGGUUUAACUCACGGCCUUCAAGGCCAAAACAGUCUCUUCUUGUUUUCCCAUCAUAUUGAUUUGGUUGGUGGACUGUGUGGCCCGCAGAUUGGAUUAGUGUCCAGUUGUAUUCCAGCCCGAGGGAGAGUGGUUGUGAUGUGUUUGUAGACAGGGCAGAUAGUACACCGUAGAGACAGUAUGAUCCAUUCUAAAUGGAUAGAGCGUUUCUGGAGAGAUGUAUCAAAAUACAAGCUAAUGUGGUUUGGACCAGGCUUGCCAUGUAAGAAUUCCACAAAGGUGACACAGGGUUAGGAGGUCAUGGCUGUCACUUACAUGCUUAAUGGUGUACAGUCUUACAGUGACGUGUCAGCUAACUGAUGGAGAGCUUUGUUAGCAGGAUGUAGAACUAGAAACUGCAACAGAUCAAUCCAAAUCUUAUUCUGGUAAAGCAGGAAACAGCAUGACAGUUCUUUUACAUUUAUGUCAGGUUGUUCCAUUUUUACUGUCACUCAUGAGGCAGUCUGCGUAUUUAUUCUAAAUAUUUUUGUUUAUGGGUGUGUCCACGUCACAGUUGAGUUAGAUCUUGACAACAUGAGCCUGUGCUGCUGUGUGCUUGCAGCUGAUAAUGGCUUGCACCAUUGAGUCAUAGCUUAGCAACAAGCCUGCUGGCCUAUUUUUGGUUGCAGGCAAUUAUCCACAAUGCAGUGUGAUGGUGUAGUGCUACGACACUUCCAGAUUGUGGAUGUAAUGAAGGGAGAAGAGGUCUGCAGCCACAUCUGCCUAGUGUCUGCAGGGUUUUCCUAAUUUCGUAAUGGGAAUGUAACCGAAACAGUGAACUUAGUGACAACUUUUGCCCUUUCAAAGAUACUGAAAUAGAAGUCUUUUACAUAUCAUUGAAGGUAAAAUGAGAUAAAAGAGGAAAAAAGAUAACAGUUGUCAGGGGAGUAAAGCCAAAAUGUUCUGUCUCAAGUUGGUCUUGAGAGGAAUAAUGACAGUAAUGAGGCCCAGAUGUGAGAGCAGCCUCAACCAUCACUGAUCCUGUAAUCCUCCUCUCACAUUGGCUUCAGGCUUUAAAAGUUACAACAUAAAAAUAGUUAAUCUUGUUGCUGAUGGUGUCAUUUGCUUGUGGAUUAAAAAAAAGACAGCAGUUUGAUUUUUGUCCUUUUCAUAAACAUAAAAAAUUAGCAGCAUGUAAUAUAGAUUCUCAAAAUUAUUAUCAUUCCUAUUCGUUUUCCACUACAGGAGUAAGACUUUGUACAGAUAUUUUUCCAAUAAUGACUGUAAUUUGUAAUCCUGCCUUAUCUUGUCUUUAUCUCACACAUAGUGGAUUUGUCAGAUUUGCAAAUUCUCAACUUGUGGCUAUAAAACAACGAAAAGUAUAUUUGUUUCAUCAAUUUCUUAGCAAUAGAUAUACAGUAUAUUUUUGCCCUUUUUUUAUUAUUGUAUUUAAUAUUUUGCAGAAUUCAAAAAGUAACAGUAACCUACAGUAAGGCUAAAACCUGGUUUGCGUGCCCUGCCCUUACAUUGUGUCAAUACAAGAGCCAUUUCCAGGAAUAACUUUUGCAGACCUUUGCUAUGUUGAAUGUAAUCCAUUGAGGUUAGGUCAGCUGUGACUUUACACUGAAUUUGGGGUAGAGAUAAAUCUGAACUGCUCUUGUGUUGUCGUUGUUGUUGUUGUUUAAGAUUGAGGGCUUGUUCAUGAAGAAAAAAAAACACACUGACUGCUGCAGGUAUCAAACCUGUAACCCAAAGCCUGCAACAGCCUAAAAUACUUCAGUUUUAACAGGGGUGGAUUGGGUAUACAAAGGAUAUAUUUUUAACAAUUUAAAUGUUUGUGAUUAAUGUACAUCACCUCAGGGAGUAAAAUGAAAUUUUUAAGCCUCCAGGAUCGAGGCUUCUUCCGGUAAUCCAGCUGCUGUAGAGACUGAAAAGAACUAAUUAAAGGGAGGCAUCGAUCUCAUAAAACCCAGAAUGAGGUCAGCUUAGUCUGAAGUAAAUCUCAUUGCUGCAAAAUGAUGUUCAACUCAAAUCAUUUCUGUCUGCAUGUGAAGAUUGUUUUUGUAUUAAUACCUUGUGCAACUGGCUACGACUAUAUUGUGUUGAUAAGGAAGAAAAGAUGAUGGUAGGAUUCUCUUUAUGGUUGACCAUCAUGUAUUUCACAAGUAUACAAAGUAAAACACAGCUUCCACUAAGGUUCUACUAUUUCAGUGAAAUUAGAGCAUGAAAAGGGUGUUAGAAUGGGCUGUAUAGAAAGACAGACGGGACAGCAGCUCCCUGAAAGUGAGGCCAAAACAUUUAAAGCUCCUCCUGUCACUGAAGCUUGUCAUCUUUGUUGUUACAGAUGAAACGCAAGUCAAACUAUAAAAUUAAAUAAAAGUCAAAGUAAUGUGUCAUACAUAUGCCUUGGUGUCAAUAAUGGCAUGUUGAGAAAGGCAUAUGUUUUGAGUUAUUACAUUAAUGGGUUUACAGGACUUAAUAUAGCCACUACACCCUGGUGAAUUUGGUGUAAUUUUUCAAAAGCAAUGAAAAAUAAAAUACACAUGUUAACCUUUUAUACCUGUUUGAUAAUAUCAAUCAAAUACUUUUUUCAGGGUUUGAUGGAACCAAAGUUACACAACCAGGAUUGAGUCACAGUUGAUACAGUUGAUAUUAGAAUUGUGAAAAAGAAAGAGAGAAAGUAAAUAAUCAGGUUGAAGAAAGAAAAUUACUGUGAAUCACAGCAAAUGUUGAUUCUACUUCACAAGAUUUGUAUAAUCCCAGAGCACAGGGGCCGACAUCUGCAUUUAUGUUCAUUUUUGAGCUUUGAUUAUAGGUCAAAGGUCAUCCUCCAGCCCUCCUGCUGGAUGUUUCCCACUGAUUGAUAAUAUAAAGGUCAUUCGCUUUACCUGCUCUCAUUUCAUUUUAUCACUGUGGUUAUGUAUUUUUCCUUACUUUUUCCUUUUUUGAUCAAAAUUUCCAUCCUUUUUGCUGCCGUUCUUUGUGUCUAGACUUUGAACGCUUUGGUGAUUUGGUGAUGAAUCUAGUUAAGAAAGCGUUGCUCUCAGAAUUUAGUUUUACAGUGACUUUGAAAACCCUGACCGAGGAUUUCUUUUAAGCUGUUUUGUUUUUUUAAAGCUAUGAACAAAAGUCUCUGGGAUUAUGUAUUCAUGAGUCCUGGUGCAUUCAUAAAAAAUGGUUUACUGUGAAGAAUUUCGAUCACAAAAUCUCACCACAAUUCCUUCACCCUCGACUUUUCUUCAUUUACGUAGUCUCUCUCUUUAUUUUACACAUUUCUCCGCACCUCUCGCACCUUCUCCUUUACCCCCUCCAUCAUUUUAUUCUCCUCUUUCAUAUCCAUUCAUCACAGCCCAUUCUCUGCCUGUUACCCAGCUCAUCUUGACCUCCUUCUCCCACUCGCUCCAUAUCAAUUCACCGCUCACUCCGUCUUUGUUUCUCUCACCUGUUCAGUCACUUCAGCUCUGCUCACUCCCACCAUCCAUUUAUCUCUCCACACUUCUGUCCUUUCCUCUGCUGUCUGCUCUCUCUCUUUCACUCUCACUUCUUUUAUUUUUUAUAUGUGUUCAAGCCCGUGAUCCUGUCUAUAUUAUGAGCAGCACUUGUAGGAUGAUUCCAUUACAUGUCUCCUAACUGUGGGAUAAUUCAAUAAGGACCAGUGAGAUGACACACAGUUAUAAUCUACUUAAUGAAACCACUGUGCUGAUGAAUUAUGCGCUUUCUCCUCUGCUGUUUCUUCUUUGACUCACCCCCUACCCCUCCUCUACUCUACUUUUCCCCCACUUCUACUCACUCUCUCUUCCUCUCCUCUCACUCUCUGCAGGGUGUUGAUGGAGAGCCUUUCGAAUGACAGCCGGGACAGUGGUCAUCACUGGUGGAAUUCUUGCUACAGUUAUAUUACUCCUUAUCAUCGCUGUACUGUGCUACUGUAGGCUGCAGGUAAAGACACAGCUGCCUUCAGUCCCUGUCAUAUUCCUUCUAUUUUCGCCCGAGAUUUACACAACUUCCAGUAAUAGAUGUCCCCAAGUUGCACACUCUGUCACCCUCCUUCACCCAAGAAAGUACAAAACAAUAUGUUCUGAGAGAAAUAUUUGGUCUUUAUACACAGGUAAGAGAAAGUUUAUCAAUGCAUUUUUUCAUGAAGUACCAAAUAACAGCAAAUUUGAUAGUUUGUUAAGAAGAUUGAUGCGUUUUAUCUUUUAUUUAACCAGGUCAAGAACCACUUUCCUGUUUUAGUAUGUGAUGGGCACAGGUUAUGCAAUGGUUAUGCCAUUUUUUGGCUACAAACAUUAACUUCCUCAAGUUUUUCUAGGUUGCCUGGCAACUGCCCAAAGCUGCAAAACAUUUAAACUCAUACACCAAUCUUAAAAUGGCACAGUGUCAUUCUAAAGCAAUCUUGUUAGAGCCCGAUAUGUAACAAUGACCCAAAAUGUAAAAAAAAAAAAAAAAAUGUGAUUAAGCAAAAAAUGUAAAAAUUUGUCAAUAAUGUAACAAAAGGGUUUAGCCGAAAUGUAAUUCAAAAAAUGUUAUAAAAUCCACAAUGUAUAACUGACCCAAAAUGUAACAAGUCGCUACAUUUUGGGCAAAAAGAUAUUACGUUUUGGGCUCUUGUUACACAAUCGACCAGUUAUUACAUUUUUUAUUGUAUUUUAUUUAUUAUUACAUUAUGGGUCAUUGUUACAUAUCAGGCUCAACAAGCAUUUUCCAAGCCAAAGAGUUGGGACCCAAAAUGGGUUGCCAGACAGUUUUUUAUUGGGUACCCUACUGGCCUAAUUAAGAAUGACCUUAGAAAACCCUCUGUGGAAAGGUGUAUCUUGCUAAAAGCACUUUGUGCAGUGCAUCCUGGAGUAAUGCAUGGUUAAAUGUUUCAGCACCAACGUCACUGUGUGUCCAUUUUAAUUAAACAUCUUUUUUUAAUCCAAUUCAUUUCUGCUUUCUCUGUGUUCAGCUCAGAUACGGAGUGAAAUACCUCUCAGUUGGGUAGAUUUAAAAGUUGGAGUCAAAAAAUUGUCCCUUUGCAAAGAUGAAAAUUCAAGAAAUGCUUAUAAGAUAAUUUGAAACUAGAAGGGUAAUAUUGAAAUAAUGUUUUUGUGAAUUUUUAGUUUUGAGUGUCACUGUUUAGAUGGUUACUGGUAACAAAAACACAAUGUCAGUGAAAGUAAAUGAUUGGCCUGGGUCACACAUCUCAGUCCAAAUCUAACACAAGUCCAAACCUGAACCAGAGAGCCAGCCCUUGUUAUGUUUGAACCUGACCAAAGCUCCUUGAAAACCACAGCAAUGAGUUAAUAUUACAAUAUUUUGUUCAGCUGUAUGUAAACUGUUUAAACAAAAAUAAUUUUGGUCCUUUGAAAACACCAACUUUUAUCUUAGGGUCUUUAACUGAAAAAGUUUGGCCCCACUUUUGUGAGAUCUUUGGCCUCAGAGGUGCUGAUAGGUUAAUGAUGGUCUUGUCUGAGGGCCAAGCUUAACUCACGUUUCUUGAUGUCGGCUUAUGUUUACAUAAAGACAUGGAAGCUGUAUAAAUCUUUUCAUCUAAGCCUUGGCAAGAAAUCAAACAACAGAUUUCCCAAAAUGGCAAACUUUUGCUUUGAUUUAUCCACUUUUUACUCUGGAGCUUUAUCUUGUUUAGCUGUACAAACUGUGACUGUAACAAGAUGAUAGAAGAUCUAAAUGCCCUCAGAGUGAACUCUAGUUAUCAUGAUGCAUUACACCCACUCAGAUUAAAAUGGUCUGAAACAACAAUGUGACUGAGAAGCUGUACUAACAGACUCCAUCCUAAGUCCCUUUGCAUAUAAAAACUUUGAUAUUUCGAAGCAUUUUCACACCUUGAGGAUUGGGUUGUUUUUUCAUUACUGUACAUGGAAUCAAAUCCUCAUGAUUAAAAUUUCUAAUAGACAUCAGAGAGAAACUAAAUCUUGUUAUCGUUGCUUCUCAUUUGAACAUCUGUGAAUGAGUCAUUCAUUUUGCUUUAAUACACACAAGAUUUGGGUCCCAACAGCUCAGUCUAGGGACAUGAAAAAUACAUAUUUUUCAUCAAAUUUUUAUCAAAGAUUUCCAAGCUUUGGUUUCAAAAGCUCAUUAUUUUUGUAGAGUUUGCUCCAGACACUCAAAUUUAUUUCCCAGGAAAUGUUAGCAGAACAGCCUGGAAGAUAAUGCGGAUGUAACAGUUUCUUAAAGGUACAGUAGCAAGAUUCUCUUUUCUGUUAAAUACAUGGCAGAUGGAUGGCCCCCAAACAUCAUGUAUUCAGUGAUUCAACAGCCUGCACAUAGUUUGUAUGAGAAAAAAGAGAAGAUGGGUUGAAGAACCAAAAUAAAUGGCUGAAAAUUGAUGAGUACUGUAUAAUGGGAGGUUAAGUAUUGUUUUGGGGAGCAGGCCUUGAUACGUUUUCACAUUCCAUGGAGUCAGUUGUGUUUAAUUUUAUGAAAAAGGGUCUAAAGGAGUUAGAAAUACACCAGAAUUUAAGUAGGAAACUGCAAAACCAUUUAACGUCAGCUCAUCCAAAUUGUUUGUGCUUGGGAAUAAAACUUAAAGUUCCUGUGAGGAGUUUAUUUCCCAUUUGUGAAAUAUACUGAAUUAAUAUUGAUGCUUAUUCAUGAUACUCAAAAUCAAAUCAGACCAUAAGUUAACAGAUUGAAGAUUUUUAUAUCCUUAUUUUUUAUGCCUGAAACUGGUGUGAAGGGGUAGGUGUCGGCCUUUCAGCAGAAGAAAGAGCCCUGGUUUUUGUCAAUUCCUCUGUAAAAAAAAAUAAUAUAAAUAUAUCUGACUGCUAGAAAUCAGCAGGAUGAUAUUUUGACUACUAUAAAUAGAAUGUAAAGAAUACAAAGGAUAAGAUGAUCAAGCCUGCUUUGUACACAGGGGGGCGCCAAAAUUAAUACAAAUGGAAAGUUCCUUUUGAGAACUUUAAAUUUACUUGGUGUUAGACCCAAUGUUAAGAAUAGACCCUUGAAUAAAAGUGAAGCUCUGUGAGUGGUUGAAACUCCAGACUGUAUCAAAGCUUGAAUAGUCCAAUUGAGUGAGGCCAUAACUGUUCGAAUUCCCCCUAGUGACUGACUGCAGUGUAGGUCUUUUCAUUAUAACAAAUGGAACAUGGGUCAAAUAUUCUUGUUAUCCAUCAUCCAAAUUAAUAGUUGAUUGUUGAGAUAAUUACCACUUAUAAAGUAACUUGGGGAAAACCAUUGUGCUUGAUGUAAAGUCCAUUUUCCAGUUUCCUCUGGACACUAUGUGAGAAUGUCAGCUCCGGGAAAUGCAUGCGCUUCUGCACUUAGAGCUAAUUGCACUUCUUAAGAUUCUUAUAUUUCACAGCAGAAUCGAAACUAAUCCUCAUAUUAUGGCUUCAUAUUAAAUGGCCGGAUGCCAGGAAUUAAUUUGAGAGCUACAUGUCGUGGGCCAAAAAUAGCAACGACAAAUUCUCCUCUGAAAAGUGGAUUAUGUAUACAAGAGUGUUUGUGCAGGAGUUGUUGAGGGGUGCAUGACGUAGUACUGAGGAGGAUGUGCAGCUUCUCCAAGACAACAUGUAUAAGCAUCAGCAGUCAUGUGGGAGAAAAGGUGAACCGGCUAAACAUAAUUAUGAACCAAAUGUUAAUGCAUGCUGUCAUGUGCAAAUCAUACACAACUGAAUUAAUGGCACAUUCUGUUGAUGGUUAGCUGACAUUGUACAUCUUUCGCAAUCAGUUAUUAUUAGGAUGAUUUCAGAGCACUAUGUAUGUCACCACCAAGUGAAGAACUGAAAUGAUGUAUGUUAUAGUAGCUCUUUAGGGGUCCAAAUGUUGAUUUAAUUCUCACAGAUGACAUAUUAGAGGGACACAAACAGUUUUAAAAAAUAGAAACUGCAGUUAUAAAUGUGCUGUGAAGACACUGUGUUGCAAAAGCCAAUCUCCCUUUUCUCCCCUUCACACCAAAGAAACAGUGGCUUUGUCUCUGUUCAACAUUUAAGCUUUUUCAAAGUUUUUCCUUGAUCUUAAAGUUUGAUCCUUUUACUGUAAUGGAAUUAACAAUAUUCAGCUGAUGCUUUAUCCUUGUAUGCAGAAAUAUCUUCAAAUAAGUGUAAUUUUCUAGGCCCACCAGAAUGAACAAUGAUCUUAAGAGCAAAAUGAGUUGUGUUGAAAAAAGGUUCUCCAUAAACGGUUAAUUUUGAAGAUAAAAGGUGACUGAAAACUUAUAAAUAUAUGUUUUUUAUUAUUGUAGCGACUAGUUUCCUUAAACAAAAAUGCCGCUGGGGUUUAGGUGUGCUUGCAUCUGUGACUCGUUCAAUUCAUUCAGUCCGCUUGAGUGUCAAAAGUGAUUUAUUGUUCAAAAAGGAAAGAAAACACGCUGAUCCAGGUCCAAAACUUUUGCCUUCAAAUGAAAAGGUGACAUAAUGAAAUUAGGGUAAAACAGGAUGAGUGAAACGGUCAAAAGAAAAUUAUUAGAGCUAUCAGACCAAAAACUCUUGUCUGACUACACCGGUGAGAUUUAAAUAACCUGCCAAACAUCCCAAAACCACAGCCCUCAGUGUGACGUACCUAUUAGAAAUCAUAUCAUCAACAAAUAUAUUUUGGCCCCCUCAAGUAUUUUUAAAUUUAAGGCUUGUGAUUUGUUGAUACACUGGUAUUUGCUUAAAUUAACUAACAACAUACUGAAUGUUAUUUUCCAAUUUCUUUUGUGCAAGUCCUCUGGCAUAAUGGUUGUUUAUCUAUAGAAUAAUACUGUAUGACCAUUAUAUCCACAAUAUAAGGGCUGAAUGAGCCUUAUAGAUGUUAUAGUUCAUAUGAGCUAAUGGACAAAGCAGCAUCAUAGACGUUCUUCCUUUUCUCUUAUUGCUCUUUUUUUAUCACACUGUUAAACCCUCACCACAGCUCAUAUCUCUCAUGAUUGUACUCUAAUAUUCAGUUUCUUCUCCUCCCCUCAUCCCCUUCUAUGUCCCAUCAUCCCUCGUUUCUCACCUUCAGUAUUAUUGCUGCAAGAAGGAAGAGUCCGAGUCGGAGGAGGAGGAGCCAGACUUUGCUGUUACAUCACGCCUCCCGCCGGUUCACUCAAAUCACAACAUUGUGGCGGCAACGGCCGCCGCUUCCGCCAUCCCAAAUGGCCCCGCCCUUUUCUCCACCCCUCCUCUGGCUAGGAAACUGACACGCUCACAGACCUUCUGUCCAUCCUGUACACACUAUGAGAUGCCUUUCUACCUCCAGCCGCCUCAACCCCAAGUCCACCAUCAACCAGAUGGGCUGAGGAAUGGAGGUGAUCGGAUCAGCUACCGCAGCGUGCAGCAGCAGGACCUGGAGCUGCCUGUGCCUGUGAACAUUUCAAACUACAGGAAACCCAACCUGGCCCGCUCGGUCACCAUGAGGGACAUGUUCCAACGCAGCUGUAGCAUCAGCACUGAUGUUUAGCCCGGUGAGGUUGGAACCUGGAGUAAGAUUAUGCCUAAAAGAAUGGGGAUGACCUAGGCUGGACAGCUUGAGUCUGAUUGUGUUUUUGUCAUCUUGACCGGUGUAGUCCAGUCUAGUGUUGUUUAAUCCAGUCUGGUCUCGUUCUACUGGUCGCCUCUUGCAGAACUGAGGACUCGGAUUGCUCUCAGGACAGGAUUUUUAAAGGUACUAUGCUCAGGUCCAGGACCUUACACUUGGGCCUAUAUGAAGUUUUAAGUAUUUAGAUAAUGAUAAAGUAUCCAGAUCAAGAACUUCUUGCUUUGGCUUGUUUUGAAUAGUUAUUUUUUAACGAUAAGAGCGGCAUUUGUUUUACAACUUGAUAAAGUUUGCAAAGCCCUAAUUCCUCUGAACUCUCAUGCCCAUGGCCUGAAAGAUAGACAAAUUCCUGCCAUGUCCAAAUGACAUAAUCAGCAGGGAUUUUCUCUCUGCCAUAGCUGCUACAGACAAAAUAUGAUUAGGUGAAGUCCGAUGGUUCCCCCUCUCAUGAUGGGAUGAUCUGUCUGUUCCUCCAUCCACUAGAUUAGAGAGAUUAUAAAAUAUCACUCACCGCCAGUGGAAAAGCCAGAGGAGGAAGGGGGAUGUUGUGUUUAAGCUGCCAGCAACAGACAUUUUAGACUUAACUUAGGCCAUAAUAUUUUAAGACGCAAAGGGCUCACAGAAGAUGAAAAUUCCUGCUUGUUUUUCCACAUUUUUUCAUAGAGGGGUCCAGUUUGACAGGGGGCUGGUUUCAUGAUACCACACUUCUACAGAGAAGGACCUUUGUGUUUUUGCAGGCAGGAUGGACCGGGUGCCAAAAGGGGGACAGGUUCUUGCAUAUGUGCGGUUGUGUGACUGUGUUUGCAUGCAAGUGUGUGUGCGUGUGUAAAAGUCGAUAAGUUGUUGUACCAGAGCUCUUUUUCCAUACAGUUCUCAGCUCAGUCUGUCACCCCUGCAGUGUGUAAACUGAACCCGGUGUCGGGUUGCAAUAACAUUUUGAACAUUUAAUAUAAAAGGGGGAUUGUUUUAGUUUCUGUGCGUGCCAUGUUACUGUUAUAUUUAUGUUAACGAUUAGAAAGAUUAAACCAGAUCAUUUGACAAACUGUUAGUGAGCUUGGCGCUCUUUUGUAAAUUUUACUUUACUUUUUCAUGAUAUACACAGACUGAAUAUGAAGGUAAAAGUCAGUACAGAAGCUCUUAACAAUGUGAUAUCAUUAUAUUUCUUCACUGACGUUUCAUCUCGUGGACUCUUCACUGCAUUCCCUGUGUUGUCCCAAAUUUGUUGAUACAUGGACUCAUGUGCUAAAGAUAAUUUCACUUUUAAAGCGACAUUUAUAAAUAUUUAACAGGCCACAGCAUACACCCAAGUCUCUCUCUCUCUCUUUCUCUGUCUCUGUCUCUGCUCUCGACUCACUGGACUGAGGAAUACUUGCUCGGAGGUACUCUGAGAGUUCAUCUCGGGAUGCUUUUAUUUUCUGAGCUCGGCUGACUGGAGGGCUCAUUUUCUAACAGGAGGAGUGUUACGGACAAAGGACACACACUUAAUGAAUGAAAUUAUUAAAUGCUUGAUUUCUGGAAGAUAAGAUGUUGGUUGUGUAACUUGAAGAUGAUCGGAUGCUCCCCUUUUCCCCCUGCCUCCUCAAAGUGGAUUGUCUUUCUAUCUUUCUUUCUUUCACUCUCUUUUUUUGUCUCCGUUGAUUUUGUUCGAUCAGCAAUCAAGCUCAUUUAUUUCCCCAAAAGGUGAAACAGUGAAUGAUUUCGUUAUGAUUUUUCCCUCUUGUGACAUGUGCUCCCUGCAAAUACACCGCAACACACACGCACCACACAGAAACACACACAUACAAAGUUGUCAAUGCUUUGCUUUCCUUACUUUUUAAAGAGAAAUGUGACAGUUGCACAAGAAAUGUAGUGCCAUAAAGAUUUCAGAGAGAAUUUUAUUAUAAUUAUUAUUACUAUAAGUAUUAUUAUAAUUAUUACAAGUGUAUAUUCAAAUGCAGUGUUGCUUUAACCCUGAGGUAUUUGAAUUACUUGCUUUAUUUUAUGAUCCAGCUGGUUUUUCAGACUCAGUACAGUACAGCAGAAAUGUUUCUGUCCUUGUUUCUAAUGUAUAACUAACAGACACAUUGUUGCUAAUAAAAUGGUGUGAAAAUCUG